Molecule: messenger RNA, 3965 nt
Organism: Impatiens glandulifera
Lineage: Eukaryota; Viridiplantae; Streptophyta; Magnoliopsida; Ericales; Balsaminaceae
Product: zinc finger CCCH domain-containing protein 44-like
Exons: 11
Coding region: 65-3655 (1196 amino acids)
Molecular function (GO): metal ion binding; protein binding; DNA binding
Source: RefSeq, a predicted model, not a curated record
CGCUAAUAUUUUCUGGCCGGCGGCAGGCAACUGCCAGCUUCGGAGUUCAUAGUUCAAGUAUUGCAUGGAACCUGUGUUACCGAGCUGCGGUGGUGUCGUUGACACUGAACAGAUUCAGGAACUAAAUCAAUUGCAAUUGGUUGGACUUCCGAUAUCACCACCACCACCACCACCACCACCACCACCACCACCUGCUGAUUCUUCUUCUUCUGUUGCUCCUGUCUGCAACGGGGAAGAACUUCCUGCUUCAGCUUCAGCUUCAGGAAAUGUUGUGGAUGAUGAAAGUGGUGGAAAUCGGAAGCGUGGUCGGCCUUCUAGAGGUCAAUCAAAGCCUCCGGUGAAGAAGAUGAAGACGAAGGUGAAGGAGGAAGAUGAGGAUGUUUGUUUUAUAUGUUUUGAUGGGGGGAGCCUUGUUUUAUGCGAUCGCAGGGGCUGCCCUAAGGCGUAUCAUCCAGCUUGUGUUAAGAGGGAAGAGGCGUUUUUCAGAUCAAAGUCUAAGUGGAACUGUGGUUGGCAUAUAUGUAGCAUAUGUCAGAGAUCAGCCCAUUAUUUCUGCUACACUUGUACAUACUCAUUGUGCAAGGCAUGCACCAUAAAUUCUGAUUACUUGUGUGUAAGAGAAAACAAAGGUUUUUGCGCUACAUGCAUGAAAACAAUUAUGCUCAUUGAGAAUACGGAACUGAGAGACAAAGAAAUGGCACAAGUUGAUUUUGAUGAUAAGAGUAGCUGGGAGUAUCUAUUUAAAAUGUAUUGGCUCUUUGUGAAGGGGAAGUUAUCUUUGACUUUGGAUGAGCUUAUUCAAGCAAAACAACCUUUGAAAGCACGGAAUGUGUCUGAGAUAAAGAAAGCCCAUCGUGAUACGAGAUCAUCUGUUUUAGAAAAUCCUUCUGGGUGCCAAGGCCUGGAUGUAAAGGAUCCUGCAAUCUGUUGUAGCAAUGAACAACUGAAGAUACUUGAUCAUAAUCAGUUAGAUAAUAAGUUAGACGCUAACACAAGAACAGUUUCUGCUGAAUGGGCAUCUAAAGAACUACUGGAGUUUGUUUCUUAUGUGAAAAAUGGUGAUUUGUCUGAAGUCGCACAGUUUGAUGUACAAUCUCUUUUACUAGAUUAUGUAAAGCGGAAUAAUCUCCGUGACCCACGCCGGAAAAGUCACGUAAUUUGUGAUGCGAGGCUAGUAAAGCUAUUUGGGAAGUCACGUGUUGGUCACGUUGAAAUGUUAAAACUUCUUGAGUUUCACUUUCCGGCGAAGGAUGGAAACAAGAAAAAUCCUACUCAUGGCAUCUGUCCUGCUGCUGUUAUCCAGGCGGUAGGUAAUGGGGAGAGUGAUGGAGUACUGGCGGUGAGUAAAGAUAAGAAAAGGAAAACCCGUAAAAAGGGUGAAGAAAGAGGACCUGUAAAAAAUCUGGAUGAAUAUGCUGCAAUUGAUGCCCAUAACAUUAACUUGAUUUACUUGUCUCGCCGUCUGAUGGAAACUCUAAUCAAUGACAGUGGCAAGUUCCAUGACAAGGUUGUGGGUUCGGUAGUGAGAAUAAGAAUCUCAUGCAGCGAUCAGAAGCAGGAUAUUUAUAGACUUGUACAAGUUGUAGGUACAUCCAAGACAACUGUACCAUAUAAAAUUGGUGAUAGAUCAGUUGAUCUUAUGCUUGAUGUAUUAAAUUUGGACAAGAAGGAGACAUUUUCGAUUGAGGCCAUUUCAAAUCAAGAAAUCUCAGAGGAUGAAUGCAGGCGAUUGCGUCAAAGCAUAAAAUGUGGACUUGUUAAACGGCUGACUGUAGGCCAAUUACAGGAGAAAGCGCUGGCACUUCGGGAAGUGAAACUAAAUGAUUGGAUGGAAGCUGAAGUUCUACGUCUGAAUCAUUUGAUAGAUCGUGCAAAUGAAAAGGGUCGCAAGAAAGAGCUAAGAGUAUGCAUACAGAAGCUAGAACUUCUGAAGAAGCCAAAGGAAAGACAACGCAAACUAGAAGAGAUUCCUGACAUUCAUCCUGAUCCAAACAUGAAUCCAAACUAUACUUCUGAUGAAGAUGGUAGAGACAUUAGCUUCAAUAAACAAGCUGAUCAUAUAAAGCCAAGACAUAAUGCAUACAAUGGGAAAGGGAGAGGCCCAUUAAUGUCAAGGCAUACUGACAAGUCAAAGGGUACCCGCCACAAGUCAGGAAAAGAUAGAACCUGCAAAGAAGAUAAUAAUGGCUCUACAGCUGUUGGCACGAGUAAUCAAGCUUUAGUUAGGUCAGGAUCUUCGUCUGGAAAUGUAGCUCCCCGUUAUGAUAGUGAAACUCUGAAAUUUUGGCAUUACCGAGAUCCAAAUGGAAAAGUACAAGGACCGUUCUGCAUGUUGCAGCUCCGUAAGUGGGGGACAUCAGGAUAUUUUCCAUCUGAUAUGAGAGUGUGGAGUUUAUUUGAGGAUGAACAUCACCCGAUUCUUUUGAAUGAUUUACUGAAGUGGAGUGUCGACAAAUUAUCCUCACUGCUUCAUGAAGCUUCUGUAACACAUAAAGAAGCAGCUAACAGUGGAUCAAGUAAUUCUCUGAGUAUAACUGGGUUAGACAAUAUUGAAGUGAGUCGUCCUUCUGUAGAAAGUUUGAGGCCUGAAUCAUCGAAUGCUUCUCAACCUUUGCCAAAGCCAAUUGUUGUACCACUAAGAAGAAGCUAUAAAGUAGAAAUCCCGAAUUUGCCUAGUCCAACCCCAGAUAACGAGAGAGAGGUAGAAGUGCACUCUCCUAAAGUAGAACAGAUCGAUGUUCAGACUGCACCUGAUCCAGAUAUGCUCAGCCCCAUACGAAAUCCAUGCAAAGUGGAGGAGGAGAAAUCAGCCCCUAAUGAGUGGGCCGGAUAUUCGCCUACUCCAGAAAAACCGUCUAAUUUGGGUUGUGACACAAACCCGUCUAGCAAUCCAUCUGAAUUGCUGAUCGCUAAUGUAACUUCUGAAACCUCUUGCAAACCAUCUGAAUUGCUGAACGGUAAUGUAACUUCUGAAACAUCUGACGUGGACAGCCUUGGAAUUCCACCAUCAUCAUCUGAUUGGCAGGCCAUUGUUCCUGAACCCUUUGACAUAACUGAGUUGGUAGAACCAUCAGUGUCAGAUCUUCUAGCUGAAGUAGAUGCAAUGGAGGAAUCCCAUGGAGGCCUGAUUACUCCAACCUCAGCCACAAAUUUUGUAGAGGACUUGUUUGGAUCUCUGAGCCCUCCUCCUCAACUAGAUUCAGACAAAAAUGAUGACCUCAUUUCCAUGGAGGAGAUACAGCUGCCACCAUCUAGGCCUUUCAACGAUGCUACCGGUUCUCAGCCAAAUACAAACCCCGAAACUGUAUCAAAGCCUUCACCCAGUGCUGACGUGGCUCAAACUGGUCCUAAUUAUCCAAAUAGGAACAAUGGGUGGGGGGAUAGACAACAAGGGGGACAGAGGUCUAUGGGUCCGAGAGAGAAUUGGGCCCCGCCACAACUACAAGGUGUGGAUCAAGGGUUAGGCCGAGGUAAUACUAGUAGACAGAUAUGGAGUAGUAGUAGUAGCAGACAGGGACAGCUGCCAUUUGGGAUCGGAGGAGGAGGGGGUAGCAGCAGUGGCUACAUGAGAGGAGGGCAACAAAGGGUGUGCAAGUUCUACGAGAGUGGGCAUUGCAGGAAAGGAGCUUAUUGCGACUAUUUGCAUCCUUCGUAGGAACUCAUCAGACAACAUUUUCAGUGUACAAAACUUGGUCAGGUCAACAAAAGAAAAGAAAUAUUUAUGGUUUUGUUGUUGUUGUUAAUGUUCUUGUAGCAGCAAAAGGUAAAUAAGGGGUGGUUUUGUAGUGGAGUAGUAAUAUUUUUCCCCUCCCUCCCUUUGAUUAAACACUUCUACUACUACUACUACUAUUAUAAUUAUUUUUAAGACUUUCAAAUGGGGACAAAUAUAUAGUUUAUUUAUCACCUCACAGAAUUUUGUUCUCUCAACGAGAGUUUAUUCUUAAUAACAUUGUGCCAUUACAACA